Molecule: messenger RNA, 969 nt
Organism: Danaus chrysippus (African queen)
Lineage: Eukaryota; Metazoa; Arthropoda; Insecta; Lepidoptera; Nymphalidae
Source: the annotation of a GenBank genome assembly
AUGGCUAAUUCAAUCCUAGCCAAGUCCUCAGCAUUAUGGCAUCGAGCAACAAUAUGUGUUAUACAACCAUACCGGACGACAACCAGCAAGCAUUACAAUCCGAAAUUCAGAAAACAUCGCGGUCAGAAGGUCUUGAAGAUUGAUCUACCGGACAUGAACGAGGAUCCGGACACCAUCCCUCCAGAGAAGUUGAGGCAGAAGAUGAAGGAACGCGGGGUUUUACCUCCUCGACCCUGGAUAGAACGACCAUUCUAUAUUUCUGCUACUGGUGGUGUUUUCGAAGCCUAUAUCCCUCCAGAGGGUGACGGAAAAGCAUCCCUUGUAUCGACAACUCGAGCAAAGCAAGCCGUACAAUUACUAGAGAAGAAAUCCAAAUCGAUGAUGGCUAUACGAAAAAUUAAAUCAUACGACGAGGAUUUUGAUGCUAAGGAAUUCGCGAAAACGGCUCAGGAUAUUUACAUUAAAGCUCACGAAAACUUGGCUAAAGGCGAUAAGGCUGAGUUGAGGCGAUUUGUGACGGAGAAGGCCUACCCGGAGUUCAGACAUAACAGUCAUAUGAAGACGAUACAUUGGAGAUAUUUGGAGUCUUUGGAGCCUCCACGAGUGGUCCACGCUAGAUGUACUGAUGUUGUCUCUAAGGAAAACAUCUUUGCACAGAUCACAGUACGUUUCCACUCUCGCCAACAGCUGGCCGUGUAUGACAGGUUCGGUCGUUUGAUUCACGGCAGUGAGAUAGUCGCCAAGGACGUAUUAGAAUACGUGGUGUUCGAGAAACAUCUAUCCAACAUGUACGGCGUGUGGCGGAUACACGACAAGAUCAUACCGGAUUGGGCGCCGCCUCGAGAGCCUUCGCGACUCACGAGGGAGAAGCCCGAGCCUCCGCCCGUAGAGCUGAUAGAAGAAGGAAAAGAAGAGAAAGAUGUGAAGGAACUUGAACAAACCAACCAGCCGGCUAUAGCCAGCGCAUGA